Hemicordylus capensis (graceful crag lizard) is the source of this 1233-nucleotide messenger RNA. It is a transcript of the gene LSM7, whose product is annotated as LSM7 homolog, U6 small nuclear RNA and mRNA degradation associated. The transcript is spliced from 5 exons. Gene Ontology annotation, biological process: mRNA splicing, via spliceosome; nuclear-transcribed mRNA catabolic process. NCBI's taxonomy places the organism in Eukaryota, Metazoa, Chordata, Lepidosauria, Squamata, Cordylidae. The record is from RefSeq and is a predicted model, not a curated record. Bases 265 to 594 code for a protein of 109 amino acids. Gene Ontology annotation, cellular component: U6 snRNP; U12-type spliceosomal complex; spliceosomal tri-snRNP complex. Gene Ontology annotation, molecular function: RNA binding.
GAAGGAAAAAAUAACUUCCGGUCCUGGCAGGAAGUGGGCCUCUGGUUACCCAGCAACACGACCCGGAAGCUGUUCCUGUCUCUUCCCCCCGCCUUCCGAUUUGCUGUAGCGAGAGGACGAGGGACGGAGGUCUGGCAGGAGCUGCUAAGUGACAGGAGCGAAAGGGGCGGGACUGGUAGCGUAAUCGCUGGACGCCGAUUGGAGAAAAGGUGGCGGCAGGAAGCCGGAAGUAACGUUAGGGAGCGAGCGAGGCUAGAGGGUGGGAUGCCGGUGGAAAGCAAUAUGGCGGACAAAGAGAAGAAGAAGAAGGAGAGCAUUUUGGAUCUCUCCAAGUACAUUGACAAAACCAUCCGUGUCAAGUUCCAGGGUGGACGAGAAGCCAGUGGUGUCUUGAAAGGAUUUGAUCCGCUCCUAAACCUUGUGUUGGAUGGUACCAUUGAGUAUAUGAGAGAUCCAGAUGACCAGUACAAGCUCACCGAGGACACUCGUCAGUUAGGACUGGUGGUUUGCAGGGGGACCUCUGUGGUUCUCAUUUGCCCACAGGAUGGCAUGGAAGCUAUUCCCAACCCCUUCAUUCAGCAACAAGAUGGAUAGCUGGGACUUUCUGCUGCAAAAUCUGGACUGGAAAGGCCGGAAAAGGCCACUCCCCACCCCCAGAAGAAGCUUCUUUACAUGGGGAGUUAUUUUUUUACAUUUCUUUUAUACAAGAGGAGGAUUUGUUGUUUGCUUUGCUUUUGUUUUUUACUAUUUGUGGUUUGGCACUGUGUGUGGCAAGAAAACAGGCUUGGGGCUUAGGAGUGUCUUGACUCUCCUUGAGCAAGUUCCCUCUCAUGCUGCUGGAAACCUUUGACUCAACUCCUGUUCUGAGAUCCAUACUCUUGGUAACCAGUGAAAUAGCACAAGUAAGUUCAAUAAAAGGAUUACAUAGGAGAUUCCUGAGAAUUGUUGGCCAGGCCAGACCAGGAACAAGAACUCCCCCAAACCAGCUUGCUCUUCUCUUCCUGGCACUUGAAGGAAAUGUCGAUCUUUCUUUUGAGGGUCUGAAUUACUUUCUCCAAGUAAGGACAUGGGCUAGGAAGAGAGAGCAGAGGUUAGCCACUCCCCUCAAGCUCUAAACAAGAUGUCUAGGAUUAUUCUGUGUGAAAACUUAAUAGUGGUGAAUAUCUCUCCUGCUGCUUAUGUCUGGAAUAAAAUAAUCCAUGUAUUCAUAAAUAAAAUUGGUCCAAAAAUUCA